Molecule: messenger RNA, 1180 nt
Organism: Orbicella faveolata
Lineage: Eukaryota; Metazoa; Cnidaria; Anthozoa; Scleractinia; Merulinidae
Product: melanocyte-stimulating hormone receptor-like
Biological process (GO): G protein-coupled receptor signaling pathway
Cellular component (GO): membrane
Molecular function (GO): G protein-coupled receptor activity
Source: RefSeq, a predicted model, not a curated record
GAAAGGCACUAUUUAAGGAAGAAGCACGAAAAAGCAUAAAAUCAAUUGUUUUUAAGAGGCAACAUAUAGCUAAGUGAAUCCUGUUCAAAAAUAUCAAAAGCGAUAAGCCCACAAGUCCUUCCACUGACGGCAAUGGCGAUAACAAACGUUUCUGGAAAUCGAACGCAGAAAACGUUACAUCAACUAAUAUGCACUGCAGCUGUAACAGUUGGAGCACCGCAUCCGUUAACCUACCUAUCAGUGCUGAAUAUACUUCUGUCCAUGACUGCAUUUCUGGGAAAUGUUCUAAUCCUAGUUGCUCUCCACAAGGUGUCUUCGCUUCAUCCGCCAUCAAAACUUUUGUUACGUUGUCUGGCAAUAACUGAUCUCUUUGUUGGUCUUAUUGCACAACCCAUCUAUGCUGGCUAUGAGAUAAGUCUAUUGUAUGAACGAUGGAAUAUGUGUCGCUCUACAUUCGCCUCUAGUCUCAUUGCAGGAUACGUUUUGUGUGGAGUGUCUUUGCCGACCUUGUCUGCAAUAAGCGUGGACAGACUUCUCGCCCUGUUGCUGGGUCUGAGAUACAGACAAGUUGUAACAAUGAGGCGAAUGUUUCUAUUUGUCAUGAGCUUUUGGGUCAUGUCCAGUUUCGCUGCAGUGAUGUACUUUUUUAACUAUCUAGUAACAUUAUCUUAUUGCUAUUUAAUAGUAUCACUUUGUGUAACAGUAUCGAUCAUAUCUUACACAAAGAUUUUCCUUACCCUCCAUCGCCAUCAGGUUCAAGUACAAGAUUCUGUUCACCAGCAACAACCAAGCCAAAUAAUUCCAUUGAAUAUAACGCGAUACAGAAAGGCAGUAUCCAGUGCGUUGUGGUUGCAGUUGACAUUGAUCAUUUGCUAUCUCCCACAUGGUAUGGUGGAGUUUGUACUCGCUCAUAGCGGACUGUCUCCAGCUGCCGUCCUUGCUAGGCAGUUUACUGCCACCUUAGUUUUCUCCAAUUCAUCAUUAAAUCCGUUACUUUACUGUUGGAAGAUUAAGGAGGUAAGACGUGCAGUGAAGGACACAAUCAGACAAGUACGUUGUUGUUCAACGUGUUAGUACUCGUCGACUUGUGCUGAGAAAAUAGUUAACAAUUCCGAGUGGGUUAGAACUCAGAAAAGAAAUGUAAAAAGCGAAUAAUAUCUAUAUAUUUUAGUUUAUCUGA